UUUUAACGGGAGAUACAAAAAUCGUAAAAAGGAAUCGCCCAUAGACGAUUCCCACCACCCUUAAACCCUAAACGUCGCCUUUCUUCUCAAAAAACCCUAGCUCCUUCCUUUCAACUAAAUUCUUUCUACUCUUUCAAAAAUUUAAUACUCUAAUUGACCACUAUCAUCAUCAAUACAUCACACUUUAAAACUAUCAAUCAAAACGUAAACUGAUAAUCUUCAUGGCAUCAACACAAAUGAAGAAGAAUUACCGGUGCGUGCCGUCUAUACAGCAAUUUUACAGCGGUGGGCCAUUCGCAGUUUCGUCAGACGGUUCCUUCAUCGCCUGUGCUUGCGGUGAAGCAAUCAAGAUCGUUGAUUCGGCCAACGGUGCAGUAAGAGCAACUAUUGAAGGCGAUACAGAGGCCGCCACGGCUUUGACACUUAGUCCUGAUGAUAAAUUGAUGUUCUCUGCUGGCCACAGUAGACAAAUUAGGGUUUGGGACUUGUCCACUAUGAAAUGUGUGCGCUCUUGGAAGGGACAUGAAGGUCCAGUAAUGGGCAUGGCAUGCCAUGCAUCAGGGGGCUUGCUUGCAACAGCAGGAGCUGAUAGAAAAGUUCUUGUUUGGGAUGUUGAUGGUGGCUUCUGUACUCAUUUCUUUAAAGGUCAUAAAGGUGUUGUUUCGAGUGUUAUGUUUCAUCCUGAUGCAAAUAAAAUGCUUCUUUUCUCUGGAAGUGAUGAUGCAACUGUACGAGUUUGGAAUCUUGCAUCGAAGAAGUGCAUAGCAACAUUAGAGAGACAUUUUACAACUGUGACCUCUUUGGAAGUGUCUGAAGACGGAUGGACAUUACUCAGUGCUGGAAGAGAUAAGGUGGUAAACUUGUGGGACCUUCAUGACUAUACCUGCAAGAUUACGAUUCCAACUUAUGAGAUUGUGGAAGAUUUGUGUGUAAUCCACUCUGGGACUCAGUUUUCUUCAUUGAUAGGUUCAUACAGUCAGCUUAGUGGAAAGAGCAGAAAUGGAUCAUCAGCAAUUUAUUUCAUUACAGUUGGUGAGCGUGGCAUUGUACGAAUAUGGACCUCCGAACGUGCAGUUUGCCUUUAUGAGCAAAACUCCUCGGAUAUUACCGUCACCUCAGACACAGAUGAGUCAAAAAGAGGCUUCACUGCUUCUGUGAUCCUUCCUUCAGAUCAGGGAGUGCUGUGUGUGACUGCUGAUCAGCAGUUUUUACUCUAUUUGGCAGUGGGACACCCUGAAGAGAAGUUUAAGUUAGAAUUGAACAGGAGACUUAUUGGGUAUAAUGAGGAGAUUCUGGAUAUGAGGUUUCUGGGUGAGGAGGAAAAGUGUCUUGCUGUUGCCACAAAUAUUGAACAGAUCCGGGUGUAUGACUUGGAAUCUAUGUCGUGCUCUUAUGUAUUGCCUGGUCAUACUGAAAUUGUUUUGUGCCUUGACACCUGCGUGUCAAGAUCUGGAAGGGCACUUAUAGUAACAGGAAGCAAGGACCACACUGUAAGGUUGUGGGAUUCAGAAAGUAGAAAUUGUGUUGGUGUUGGAACAGGUCACAUGGGAGGUGUUGGAGCUGUUGCAUUUUCAAAGAAGUUGAAAAAUUUCUUUGUUAGUGGUAGCAGUGAUCGUACCAUCAAGGUGUGGAGUUUGGAUGGUAUCUCCGAAGAUGCAGACCAGUUUGUUAAUUUGAAAGCAAAGGCAGUUGUAGCAGCUCAUGAUAAAGAUAUAAAUUCUCUGGCCAUUGCACCAAAUGAUAGUUUAGUCUGUAGUGGUUCUCAAGACCGGACUGCCUGUGUAUGGAGGCUUCCAGAUCUAGUAUCUGUAGUUGUACUCAAAGGGCAUAAAAGAGGAAUUUGGUCUGUUGAGUUCUCACCAGUUGACCAAUGUGUCAUUACAGCAUCUGGCGACAAAACAAUAAAGAUAUGGGCUAUAGCUGAUGGGUCUUGCUUAAAAACAUUUGAAGGGCAUACAUCAAGCGUAUUAAGAGCUUCAUUUUUGACUCGCGGGACCCAAUUUGUUUCAUGUGGUGCUGAUGGUUUAGUAAAGCUGUGGACUGUAAAAACAAAUGAAUGCAUAGCCACAUAUGAUCAACAUGAGGAUAAGGUUUGGGCCUUGGCCGUAGGAAAACAGACAGAAAUGUUUGCCACUGGUGGUGGUGAUGCAUUGGUCAAUCUGUGGUAUGAUUCAACUGCCUCUGAUAAAGAAGAAGCCUUCCGUAAAGAGGAGGAAGGGGUUUUAAAAGGUCAGGAAUUGGAAAAUGCUUUGUUAUAUGCUGAUUACACUAGAGCUAUCCAAAUAGCAUUUGAACUUCGCAGACCUCAUAAACUUUUUGAGUUAUUUUCCCAAAUUUGCAGGAAGAGAGGCGCUGUCAAUCAGAUAGAGAAUGCGCUUCGUGCUCUUGGCAAAGAGGAAUUCCGUCUACUUUUCGAGUAUGUUCGGGAAUGGAAUACAAAGCCAAAACUAUGCCAUGUUGCACAAUAUGUUCUCUUUCAAGUUUUCAACAUCCUUCCUCCAACAGAGAUUCUUGAGAUAAAGGGGGUCGGGGAACUUCUUGAAGGUCUAAUCCCAUAUUCCCUGAGGCAUUUCAGCAGGAUAGACCGAUUACUAAGAAGCACAUUUUUGGUGGACUAUACACUGAUAGGAAUGUCAGUUAUUGAGCCGAACACUGAAGCUGCACAAACAGAUAUACCCACCAAUGUUACGAAUGAGGAAACCAUGCUUUUAGCAGAAGAAGCUGAGGAAGAGGAGCAACAACCUGAAGUGUUGAAAGAGAAAACUCGUUCAAAGAAGCGGAAAUCAAACAAAGCUAAAGACGGUUCACAUAAGAAAGUCAAGGGCACAGCUUACACAAGCGUAGCUGCUAUUCCAUUACAGGCAUAAAAGAGUUGAAAGAUACUUUUGCUCCUGCAGCCUGCUUACUUUAUUUUGGAGAAUUCGCCUCCUGCUAUUGAGGAGAAAGCAAUUUUGACAGUGUAAAUUGUAGAAACUAAUAUCCAUUUCUCCGUUGGAGAAUUCACCAUACAGCUCAAUAUUUUUUUUUUUUCUGAAACAUUUUGUAACAUAAACAUUGUACGGUUUGGCAAUUUCUAUUUGUAAAAGAUAUUGAUUUGAUCGGCAGAAGCCAUUAA
Messenger RNA from Ricinus communis (castor bean), 3115 nucleotides. Its product is annotated as transducin beta-like protein 3. NCBI's taxonomy places the organism in Eukaryota, Viridiplantae, Streptophyta, Magnoliopsida, Malpighiales, Euphorbiaceae. The record is from RefSeq and is a predicted model, not a curated record. Gene Ontology annotation, biological process: endonucleolytic cleavage in 5'-ETS of tricistronic rRNA transcript (SSU-rRNA, 5.8S rRNA, LSU-rRNA); endonucleolytic cleavage to generate mature 5'-end of SSU-rRNA from (SSU-rRNA, 5.8S rRNA, LSU-rRNA). Gene Ontology annotation, cellular component: nucleolus; small-subunit processome; 90S preribosome. The transcript is spliced from 14 exons. The coding region runs from base 222 to 2867 and encodes 881 amino acids. Gene Ontology annotation, molecular function: U3 snoRNA binding; protein binding.